AAAAAUAGGCCCCUUUAAAUAUCGAUAUUCAUUUGUUGAACUUUCGCCGAGGGGGCCGACGUUAUUGCAUAGCGAUUUGCCAUCUGUCAGUGCAUUUAAAUUGAACCACACCCAUCCUAGCGAUUAUUCAGCGAGCGAGCGCCUGACCUACAUUGGCGAUAACACAGAGGGAUGACUAGACUAGUGUGUACGUUCAGAAGAGUGUAGAGAGCGAUCGGAGUUAUGUCGGUGUGGGGUGUUCGUAGUUGGAUCAUAGCUUUUUGUGAGAGAUUGAAUAUUUGAAUGGAAAUACUUAAAAUGUUUGUAACGGAUUGUGAAGUUUGUUGCUAGUGCUUUCAUCAGACACUUAGUUAACUAACCCUUUGACAAGUCUUAGCAAAAAAUGUGGUUUGACAUCUCAAUGCCAGGAUGUGAUACGGGCACAAUCAUCGAAUCCAUGCCGGCUGCGGAGUAUAAUGUGUUCACAUGUUGGGAAAUGUAAUCGGAAAAGUGUCGUAAAAUUGGUCAUUCUAACCGUGUGUGUAUUAAGUUGUGUUCCACUUGCCCGAGGUCUUACCAAACCCGACCUUUAUCCUUUUGGAACGUCAGCUUCGGACACUAUUACAGAUAAAGCGGACGACGGAGGCUCGCUUAAGAUUGAGCUGAAAAACCCUUUCAAAUUUUUCGGCAAAAGCAAAUUUAGUCUCUUUGUGAACAACAAUGGUCUUAUAACCUUUGACGCCCAGCUUAGUGAGUACAAACCUAAGUCCUUCCCCCUCCAAGAAAAUAUCCCCCUCAUAGCGCCCUUCUGGGCGGACGUGGACGUCAGCAGGGACUGGUCUAAAGGGAGCAUUUGGUACAGGCAGGAGUACAGUCCCCUUCUCCUCAACAGAGCGUCACAGGAGAUUCAGAACUACUUCAUAUCACAGAGAAACUUCCAGGCCAAAUGGCUGUUUGUCGUCACCUGGGAUAAUGUCGGAUUCUAUGGCGCAUCUGGACCAGGCCGAAGCAAAAAAAACACGUUUCAGGCAGUGCUUGUGAGGAACGAGGAGAAGUCCUUUGUCAUUUUUAAUUAUUUAAGAAUCCUGUGGACGACCGGAAGUAACAGUUUGGGAGAUCCAUUAACUGGACUAGGGGGCAGCACAGCUCAGGCUGGGUUUAACGCCGGGGACAAGAGGAAUUAUUACUCCAUUGAAGGAGCCCAAACCCCGGACGUGAUUAACCUAACACUUACUAGUAACGUGGGCAUUCCCGGAAAAUGGGUCUUCCAAGUGGACGGCAAUAAUAUUCUGGAUAUCAAAUGCAGUCAUGCUGAACAAAUUGACGUUUUCCCGAAAGUGGGAUCCAUGUUUGGAGGCGAGGAGAUACGCAUAUCAGGACCAUGCUUUAGUUCAGCAUUCACAAUUCUUGCCCGCAUCAAAGAAACAAAUGAGACAUUUGAGUGCACAGCUAUUAAUGACAUAUCAGCAGCUUGUAUCAUGCCUAGUGUUUUCCGCACCGGUCAGAUGACGAUAGAGAUGAACCCUUAUGAAAUGGGUUGGAAUUAUUCCUCUGUUUAUCAGAUAGAAAACGUAGCGUCUUUGGCGCCGAAAAUCAUCCGUCAUAACCCUGACUUGUGGGUCAUCCAAACUAACGUGACCAUGUCCUGGAACUUGUUCUUCACUCCGUCCUCUCUCUUCUUCCUGGACAUACUGGCCUAUCAGAAUACAAAUGAUAGUGGGCCUAGUUUUGUCACUGUUCACAGCAGUGAACUCUUUGACCUCCAAACUCCUACAAACUCAUCCAUUGCAUUCACUUCCUUCCUAUUAGACGGGAUCUUGUACGAGGAUAUGACGUCAUUGGUUUUACGUGUGAGAUAUAAUACCUCUGCUGGAUUUAGUUCGAUUUGGUCAGAUGUAUUCCCAAUAAGAUGGUCCUUAUCUACAAAUGCUGAAAAAAUGUGCCAAAAUUGGUUAAAAAGUUCACUUCCUGUUCGAAAUGAAACUGAGUCGACUUGUCCCUGUACUCUAAGACAGGCGUCACGUGAUACUGGGCGUUAUUUUGUGGACCCCUUGUGUAACCUUCAAAAUAAACACAGGGAGACAAACUGCCUGUAUAACCAGGGUGCGGCUCAAUGCUUCCGGAGAAUGCUUCUUAGCUUAUCUAUGAGUGGAGAAACGUGCUGCUACAGCGGGGAUGGUGAACUGCUGGAUGCACGUGAUCAGCCCCACGCUGGAGGGACCAGGUCUCUCUAUCACAUACAUGCACAGGGAAGGGAUAUUGUGCCCUUCUUCUCGUAUUUCAAGAAUGAUCUGGUGCCUUUUGUGCAGUGUUGUCAAUAUUCCUACAAUAAUUCCAUGUGCCAACAUUUCUUAAAACUUCGACCGCCAACAACGUGCCAAGCAUACACCCCACCCACUCCUGCGCAGGCAGCUGGGGAUCCUCACUUGACAACGUUAGACAGGAAAGAUUAUACUUUUAAUGGCAUCGGGGAUUUCGUCUUACUGCAAGACGUCAAUUCUUCUAUGGUUGUGCAAGUGCGCUCCAUUCAGACGAGGGACACCGGGGGGAUUUUGCAAAACGCCAGUGUAUUUUCUGCAAUAGCAAUGCAAACGAGAACUUCUGACAAAGUUGAAAUCUACAAAACUAGUGACGGAAUGGCAGAGAUUUUAAUAAACAAUGACUCUGUAGAACUGGUAGAAACUACCUCAAACUUUAAUGGUGUUAAUUUGGAGCGAGGAGAGAGGGAGAACUCUACAGUGAAUAUUCUAGUUGUGUUUGAGAAUGAAGAUUUAUCCAUAUCAGUCGAUGUGUCCAAGGAUCUCGUUAACGUUCUAGUCAUGAUCAGCGGCGAAAGAUACAAAGGUAAAAUUCGUGGCUUGCUUGGUAAUUUUAAUGGAGAUGACAACGACGAUUUCAUAACCCGACAAAACCAGGUGCUGCCUUCUGAUGCCUCAAUGGAAGACUUGCAUUUCAAAUUUGGAAUGUCCUGGGAGGUGCAAAGUGAUGAAUUGUUAUUUACACGCCAAAACACAGAAAGCACUGCAAUAAGCUACACACCGGUAUUUCUGGACGACAUUGGAAAUCCGGAAUUAAAUUUGACUGUUGUUUUAGAGUUGUGUGGUGAUAAUAAGCAGUGUCAAUAUGAUUAUAGUGUAACUAAAAAUGAGAACAUAGCAAAAGGGACCAUGCAGUUUAUAGAGAAAUUCAAAGAAAUUGAAAGUGAUGUACAGAAAGUGGUUAGGUGCCCGUUUGUGGAUGUGCCAACUAAUGGGAAUCGCUCAGUAAGCGGGUACUCGGUGGGGGCCAACGCCACAUUCUGGUGUAAGGAAGGUUUCCAACUUAUACAGGGUGUGUCCUUCAUAGUCUGCAGAGAAGAUGGAGGGUGGUCAGGGGGCACACCUAUGUGUGUUGAAAAAGUUGUUGAUGAGAGUUCAAUAAGCAGCUUGGUUGUAUACAUAGCAUCCAGUUCUGGAGUUCUGGUCGCUGUGAUUUUUAUAGCAAUUGUUCUUAUGGUGCUCGUAAAGUGUAGACGAAAACCCAAACCUGAGGCGGACCCGGAAAUAAAUGGACCCAUAUUUGAAAAUCCCAUUUUUCUGGAAAGUUUAUCGACGUUGGGAAAUGGAGGGGCCUUUAAAAUUCCUCGUCCUACUUAUGUGGACCCUAAUCUUUUGGACGACUAUUUCUUCUAGUGGCUUGUCGUGAGUUUAGCUAACAUUUCCGUGGUGCAUUGCUCUAGUCAGGGGAUCUAUUAAACAAGUCUUUCAGAAUCAAAAACUGCAAUAUUUUACCGCCUCUCAGUUCUAGCCAGUCUUUUCAUUGUUAGAUGUAAUCCUGUUGAUUGUUAUAAUGUUUUAAGAGAAGCAUUUUUACAUGAUGUAAUAUCUAGUGCGGUUUGAUGUGCGUUUAUUAUUGAUAGGAUGAUUUUAGUGAUUCUUAUCAUUCCAGUCAUCGACAUUUUAUCAUUGAUUGUAUAUAUUAUCAUUUCUACAUUUACGUGUUCAUGGGUAACAGAAGUAUGAACAUGUGUUCAGUGAAUUUAGAAUGCGAGUCACUGUGAAGUUGUCACUGUUAUUUUUAAGAAUGCUUCAUGGAUGUGUGUUGAGCGUAACUUUGUUGAACAUGAUACAUAAUAUUAUUUGUAUAUAAUGAUGGAACAAAAUCUUAAAAUGAACAAAUAAAAACACAAAAUAAAAUUG
This is a messenger RNA of Saccostrea cuccullata (small rock oyster), 4157 nucleotides long. Its product is annotated as sushi domain-containing protein 2-like. The record is from RefSeq and is a predicted model, not a curated record. The coding region runs from base 456 to 3650 and encodes 1064 amino acids. Gene Ontology annotation, biological process: cell-matrix adhesion. NCBI's taxonomy places the organism in Eukaryota, Metazoa, Mollusca, Bivalvia, Ostreida, Ostreidae. The transcript is spliced from 17 exons.